AUGGUGUGUCCCGUGGUCCUGCGAGGCAGCUUCAGGGAGCUGCUCCUGAGGAUGCGGGGGCUGCUGGCUGCCCUCCCUGCCUUGCCUCUGGAGCUUACCAUCCUCUACAACUCCCUGCUUUUUACUAUGGGAGCAUCUGACUGCAUCGAAGGAGAAGCAGAAGGAAUAUGCCAGAGGCUCCUCAGGGUUCUGGAGGCUUGUGGGGCCUGCAGACAGGAUCUUAGUACUGAGGAGCUGUGGCAGAAGGUGCUGCAGGAGGUAACUGUGGAGGAGCUGCAGGCACCUUUGCACUGACUGGAGGCCCUGCAAGGAGCGUGGUGGCUGGCAGCCAGCCACCUGGGAAGCAUCGCUGGUCUCUUCAGGCUCCUGAGCAACACUGAAGACCCGGGGAGAGCUUGCUGCAGCAGCAGGGAGAAUGAACUCCUCUCCCUGCUCAAGGCAUGGCAAGUGCUUGCCAAGGGGGCCUCCGUGCCCCUUGUACAGAGCACCAAGGACUUGAAGGAGAUCCUGUGCACUGCAGCAGCCUUCCUGCAAGGGCUGCAGGAGCUGGAGGCUGGGCAUCUCCCCACUGCCCUCUCCCUCCUCCAGGAGGCCGUGGGAGGAUUCUGUUCCAAGAGGAUCCUGGCCCAGAUCUACACCUGCCUUGACUGCUGUGCUCAGCGAAUGGAAGAUCUGCAGGAUCAACCUCUAGAGAACUCUGAUCUAACCCUUUUCACCGAUGGAUCUUCAUAUUACGUGAAUGGAAAACGACACACGGGCUAUGCAGUGGUGAGAAACUUAGAGAGCCACCUGGACCAGGGAGUCACCCGCUGCUUGGCCAAGUGGACCAUCAGAGACCGUGACCCAGCUGCUGCCUCCUACCUGGUACAGGCCCUGUGGAAACUGAACUGAAAGCAGGAGGUGGCUGCUCACUGGCAGAAGUUCUCCCAGAGCCCCGCUGGAGAGGAUAGGCAGCAGGAAGGGCAGAGAAGGCCCUUCCCUUUGUAUCUGGUUUUGUGUCUGAAGCAGGCGACCUUCCCACACAGUAAAUCUCUUGCUAGAAGCAUACAGGAUUACCUCGGGACUACAAGCCGGGACCCCUUGAGCUAA
Gymnogyps californianus (California condor) is the source of this 1089-nucleotide messenger RNA. RefSeq names its product FA complementation group G (gene FANCG). Gene Ontology annotation, biological process: interstrand cross-link repair. NCBI's taxonomy places the organism in Eukaryota, Metazoa, Chordata, Aves, Accipitriformes, Cathartidae. Gene Ontology annotation, molecular function: nucleic acid binding. The record is from RefSeq and is a predicted model, not a curated record. Gene Ontology annotation, cellular component: Fanconi anaemia nuclear complex.